AGAAGACUGGGAACGGUGAAGCGGUAAAAAUUUCAAGUAUGACUCGUACUUGAGAUGGCACGGGGCGUUUCACCAAGAAGUCAAUGACGGAACAUCGUAGGAAACGAAUAAGUAAUUCACAGAAGUCCAUUUCUUUGCAAAAUGACUCUUUUACACCAGCUGCUGGCAGCGCUUUAUACCUUGACCAUUCUUAUCAGAGCACUUUACAGCCUCCCGAUGUUGGGAAACUAUCUCAAGAUGCAUUUGAUGAUAUAAAUGAACUUUUUUUUCUGGCAAAUUGAAACCAUUGAACUCAUCACGUUUUGUUAUUGAUUUACAUACUUUCUGUACAAAUAUGAAAUGUACAGUUUGCGCAAGAAAUGUUUUGUUGGAGGACGCGGUGAGAGUUUUACCUGCGGGAGUUAAUGGCCAAUUAAUAGUUAAAUGCUGGUCAUGUUCCGAGUUUAUACGUGUGGCGAUGGACAAGACACAUAGUGGGAAAGGAGAUACCAAUACGGGACCCAAGAUUUUUGAUGUAAACACCAAGCUAGCAACAGCAAUGUACCAUAUUGGAAUUGGACCAACUCAGCUAAAAAACUUUUUGUCAGUGUUAAAUCUUCCAAUGCCUGCAUCCAAGACAAUACAGAGGAGAUGUGAGGAAGUUGGCUCUACACUUGAGAGGUUGGCUUGUGAGUCAACUGAUAAAGCCCUCCAAAGAGAAGUUGAAUUGUCAACUGAAGUUUCACCACUUUUGAUGUGUGCUGAUCAAUCCACUGGAAUUUCAGUAACAGACAGUCCUGAUCAAACUGUCAACAUUGGUGCUCCUGCCCAAGAUAAUUACUUAACAGAUGAAGAAU
Messenger RNA from Saccostrea cuccullata (small rock oyster), 836 nucleotides. RefSeq lists its product as uncharacterized. The record is from RefSeq and is a predicted model, not a curated record. NCBI's taxonomy places the organism in Eukaryota, Metazoa, Mollusca, Bivalvia, Ostreida, Ostreidae. The annotation marks the transcript as partial. The transcript is spliced from 3 exons.